This is a messenger RNA of Cryptotermes secundus, 7222 nucleotides long. RefSeq names its product dynamin (gene shi). Gene Ontology annotation, molecular function: GTP binding; microtubule binding; GTPase activity. Gene Ontology annotation, biological process: receptor-mediated endocytosis. The record is from RefSeq and is a predicted model, not a curated record. The coding region runs from base 101 to 2788 and encodes 895 amino acids. NCBI's taxonomy places the organism in Eukaryota, Metazoa, Arthropoda, Insecta, Blattodea, Kalotermitidae. The transcript has 17 exons. Gene Ontology annotation, cellular component: plasma membrane; synapse; microtubule.
CACAGUAUUAUGGGUAGUCCGCCAUAUUGGUUUUCCACCCCGCAGUAGGGAUCUGGUAUCAUUUAAGGUGUAGGGAUCGGCUUUCUGAAUACUGGACAAAAUGUCUGGAAAUACUGGGAUGGAACAGCUCAUCCCAAUCGUUAAUAAACUCCAAGAUGCCUUUACACAGUUGGGUGUUCAUAUGCAAUUGGAUCUUCCACAAAUUGCAGUUGUGGGCGGACAAAGUGCAGGCAAAAGUUCCGUACUGGAGAAUUUUGUGGGCAGAGACUUUCUUCCCCGAGGUUCUGGAAUUGUUACCAGAAGACCACUGAUUUUACAGCUUAUAAACAGUACUGCAGAGUAUGCUGAAUUCCUACACUGCAAAGGGAAGAAGUUUGUGGAUUUUGAUGAAGUCCGUCGAGAAAUUGAAGCAGAAACAGAUCGUGUCACAGGUUCCAACAAAGGCAUCUCUAACGUUCCGAUCAACUUGAGAGUUUAUUCCCCAAAUGUUCUGAAUCUGACUCUUAUUGACCUUCCUGGUCUAACAAAGGUCCCUAUUGGAGACCAGCCUCCUGAUAUUGAGCAACAAAUCCGAGCUAUGAUCUUGCAGUUUAUUACAAAAGAUAACAGUUUGAUCUUGGCUGUUACACCGGCCAAUACAGAUCUUGCAAACAGUGAUGCACUCAAACUCUCCAAAGAAGUUGAUCCUGCAGGUAUACGCACUAUAGGUGUCAUCACAAAGCUGGACUUAAUGGAUGAAGGGACAGAUGCACGUGAUAUUCUUGAAAACAAAUUAUUACCUUUAAGAAGGGGUUAUAUUGGUGUUGUGAACCGCAGUCAGAAAGAUAUCGAGGGCCGUAAAGACAUCAAAGCUGCUCUUGCUGCAGAAAGAAAAUUUUUUUUAAGUCAUCCAUCAUAUCGACAUAUAGCAGAUCGUUUGGGUACUCCUUACUUGCAGCGAGUGUUGAAUCAGCAGCUUACCAAUCACAUCCGGGACACAUUGCCUGGCCUAAGAGAUAAGUUACAGGUAAGCAAAUUUUUAACCAAAGUAACCAUUGUACUUAUGUCAUGUGUUAGGAAGACACAUAAUUUGCAUUCUUCACCAGUUAUUGUUACGGUGAUUAAGAUGAUACAACAGUUGCAGUCAGAUUUUGAACGUACCAUUGAGGGUUCAGGCUCAGCACAGAUCAAUACAAUGGAGCUGUCUGGUGGAGCAAAAAUUAACAGACUUUUCCAUGAACGAUUUCCUUUUGAGAUUGUGAAGAUGGAAUUUGACGAGAAGGAACUCAGGAGAGAAAUUGCUUUUGCAAUCAGAAAUAUUCAUGGUAUCCGAGUUGGCCUCUUCACCCCUGACAUGGCUUUUGAAGCUAUUGUGAAGAAACAAAUUGCCCGCCUAAAAGAACCUAGUUUGAAAUGUGUAGACUUGGUAGUAGCUGAACUGUCCAAUGUGGUACGAGUGUGUACAGACAGGAUGUCAAGGUAUCCACGCUUACGAGAGGAGACUGAACGAAUAAUAGCAACACAUAUACGUCAGAGAGAGCAGCUGUGUAAGGAACAGAUCAUCCUACUUAUUGAUUGCGAACUGGCCUACAUGAACACUAAUCAUGAGGAUUUCAUUGGAUUUGCCAACGCACAGCAGUCAUCAGAGAACUCUGUGAAGGCUGGCCGCAAGUUGGGAAAUCAGGUGAUCCGCAAAGGCUACAUGUGUAUACACAAUCUGGGCAUAAUGAAAGGUGGUUCACGGGACUACUGGUUUGUCCUUACAUCAGAAAAUAUUUCAUGGUUCAAGGAUGAAGAAGAACGGGAAAAGAAAUACAUGCUGCCACUGGACGGCUUGAAGCUGCGAGAUGUGGAGCAGGGUUUCAUGUCAAGAAGACAUACAUUUGCUCUAUUCAAUCCUGAGGGAAGAAAUGUAUACAAGGAUUAUAAACAACUUGAACUGAGCUGUGAAAAUCAGGAUGAUGUGGAUUCAUGGAAAGCUUCAUUUUUACGUGCUGGAGUGUAUCCUGAAAAGUCUACAGAGCAGGCCAAUGGGGAGGAGGAGGGAUACGAGGGUGGUAGUGAAAGUAGUUCAUCAAUGGACCCACAACUAGAACGUCAAGUGGAAACAAUACGUAAUCUUGUUGACUCUUACAUGAAGAUUGUUACCAAGACCACUCGUGACCUUGUACCAAAGACAAUCAUGAUGCUUAUCAUUAAUAAUGCGAAGGACUUCAUCAAUGGUGAACUUCUGGCACACCUAUAUGCUUCAGGAGACCAGGCACAGAUGAUGGAAGAGAGCCCAGAAGAGGCUCUGAAACGCGAGGAGAUGCUACGGAUGUACCAUGCAUGUAAGGAGGCCCUUCACAUAAUUGGUGAUGUAUCAAUGGCUACAGUAUCAACUCCAGUUCCCCCACCUGUUAAAAAUGACUGGCUAGCUUCAGGGUUGGACAAUCCAAGGUUGUCUCCACCCUCACCAGGUGGUCCACGCCGAGGGAUGCCUAUACAACCUGUUACAGCUCCUGGGUCUCGAGCACCUCCUCCACCUCCAGCUACUGGACGUCCUGCCCCUGCUAUUCCUAAUCGCCCAGGACCUGAUAUGAGUCAGCGUAUGCCACCUUCAUUGCCAGGGCGACCACAAUCUGCGGGUCUGCCACCACCACUCAUACCUUCUCGAUCCCAGGGCCAGGGAGGAAUGGGAAUGGGGAUUGGGAUGCCACUGAUCCCCCAACGCAUGCAGCAAGCCAUCGGUCAAGCCGCUGCACAAGCUGCUGCUCAGGCAGCAGUCAAUGAAUUGAAGGGUUCAUUCAGAACAUCCAGUAAGCAUUAAGGAAAGCAGCUUCAUGACAUUGGAUAGCGUUAAUGAUGAAUGAAGGAACUCUCUUCAGGUGUGAGUGGAAUCAAAGGUGAAUAGUUUGUAAAUGCAAUUACAGCUGUGUUUCCAAAAUUUGGACAUUCUAAUGGCAUAGUUAAUUGUUAAACACAGUAUUAGGAAGUGUAAGUUCUUACAAACAUGGGUUUUGUAGUAUGUGUCAAGUGAUAUGUUACUGGAAUUUGUGCUGUUAGCCACAUUUUGUCUUCCGAAUAUAACUUUUGAAUAUUUCUUGAUUAGUUGAAAGUGUGUGGCUUAAGCAUUAUCAUAUAAAAUCAGCAAUAGAGUUUCAUCCUUCUCCAUCAGAAUCAGUUUAAAUGAAACCGAAAGGUAGUCAGAUAUAUGUUUGAAGUGAAUAAAAGCAUGCAAGAAGAGAUGUGGCAGAAAUCAGAGAUAUCCCCUAAAAAUGUGUGGUUCAGAAACUGGAAAGGAAACUUUUCAUCUACAGAGAGAAGUUCCUCUGUGGGUGAUAUUAAUUCCUCUUGUGUGGGUCUUCAGGUUGCAUUUCUGUUUGCCAUAAUGCAUUUGUAUUCAGUAGACUUCUCUGUAAUUAUCUGUAAGUAGUCUGUGCAGCCAGUCUUGUUUUGUUGAGUGACUGAACUUAUUCAAAACAAUCAUAAUUUCUCUUUGUAAUUUACGUACUAUUUUGCUGAUUAUAAGGUUGGAGUAUUUUUCAGGUCUAUCUGAUAAUUUUGUCAUAUAUGUUAACUGAUAUUUAAUAGUAUGCAGGUGUACAGCAUAUAUUGUUUGUUAGCUAAUGUUUUAUUACUAUGUAUAAUAAUAACAGUUUAAAUUACAAUGUUGUGAUUAAAGAGCUCUUACUGUAACUGACAAAUAUGUGUGUAAAAGUAUUGUACAGUUGUUAUGAGUUACAUGACAUGACAUUUAUAGGCCUAAAGUUAGAGAACUGAUGAUUAUGUGCGUUACAGGACAUUUUUGUAUCAGAGCAUGCACAUGGAUAAAACCAAAACAAGAUAUUUGCUAGUGUUCCUGUUAUGUAGAUAUAAAGUUUUAACUUCCUUCAUUCAAAAUAUGAGACAUUAAUUGCUAGAAUACCAGUAGUUACCUCUCCCAUUCUGUUAUGAGAACUGAUUUUGAGUGUUUUGUUGUAUGUUAUGUUCAUAAUGUUAUGAAUUGUUAAUACAGUGAAUGCAGAUUUAAAGAGAAUUUGCAUAUUGAAUAAUGUUUCAGACACGUAUCAUAUGGAUUUUAAUGAAGACCAUGUAUGCCUUUCUCCAAUAAAAGUUGCAAAGUUUUUUUCACCCCCUGUGCUUUGCAUGUCUGAACUUUGGGGAAUGGAAUUACCAGUGUUUGGAUAUAAUGUUAUGUGUGGGCAUUUUACCAAAAUGUUACAGACUCCAUCUUGUUAAACCUUUGUGCACUGAGCCAGCCCAUAUAGAAUGCUGUAUUAGUAUUGUUGGUAAUCUUUCAUUACAGCUUAUACUUCUGUAACAACAAAAAGGUAUGAAAGAGUUAUUCUUACAGUUUAUUAAAAUCAACAUUUUAACAUAUCUAUAAGAAAGUAACCAGUCACAUGAUCCUUUAUCAUGGCUGCUGCAUAAUAAAUUAUUUUACCUUCAGUAAUUCUAAAUAGAAUUAUAUAGAUCUUAGGUAAAAUUUGCAUUUCAUAUGGUUAGCACUGGUACACCAAACUUGUGGAAAGUGCAUGUUAUAAAAUAUGUAUUAUAUAAUAAUGACUGGAAAGUCAACUGGAAAUAUACAGCAGAUUUUAUGGUUAUUAGUGUGCUAUUCACAGUCAAUGUGCAAUCUUAAUGUAACUCAGUUUUAAGCCGUGAUGAACCAUUUCUUUCCAAAAACUUGGUACAGAAGUUGAACUUUACAAUGUAUGUAUGGUUGUACAGUUACAAUAAGUUUUACAUUUUCCCACAAUUCAUUUAUUGCUAAUGUCUAUGCAUUGUGUUUCAUAGCUCUGACUUUUCCUUAUAAAUAAAAUCCAAUGUACACAAGUCAGAAUUACACCACAAACAGCGCUCAUUAAUGUACAGUGUAUAUUUUCUCUUAGAUGUUUGCUGUAUGUUUCUGCUUUGCCUAGCUUGUACAUAAGGUGCUGAUGUCUAGGAAAUAAGCAUCUGUAAAGGUAGAUUAGAGGAACAAAUACUGUUUGUUGUAAAACAAUUAAGAUACAGAUUUACUCAUGCCCCUCCCCCCAAAAAGCACACAUACGCAUGCACACACACACACACACACACAUGCACACAAACUAGUUAAUAAUCUUAGUCAUACAAUACAAACACUACUAACGUAACUGGCUGCAAGUUCUUUCUUGACCCAAAAGUGAAAGUCUUUCAGCUUUUUAUGUGUUUAUGUUUGUAAUAUAUCAUACUAUGCAUAGAAGUAUGUGUGGAAGAGAGCUUACUCCAUUCAGUUCAUUCCUUGUGUUGUCUGCUGUCAUUUUGCGUUGGAAGUUACAUGUCAGGAAUGUAUUAGGAUAAUAAUUUGAUGUGAUUUUUGUUUAGAAGAAAUAUGUCAUUUGGUGAAGUAAGUACACAUAAUUUUGGCACGUAUGGAAUAUUCACAUUUAAUUUUCAAUUGUUAAUGAUGUGCAUAAAUAUAUUUUCAGAAAUGUAAAGUCAUCAAAUAAAGAUUCACUUAGCCUGCUUCAACAAAGAUUUGGUCACAGCUGAAUAUAUUGUUCAUAGACUUUCAUAGUACAGCUUUUAUGUCUUUACUCAUUGCAUUAUGAUGUUACAUUCACAUUCCAAGUUGAUAAUAUUGAAUGCAUAUAGUAGCAUCAACCAUAAAUAGCAUGGGAUAUACAGUGAAAAUUACAUAUAUAUAUAAACUGCUUUCUUGGUAGUUUUGCUAGACGAUUAACAUUUUUGAUGUUGUAAGAAGAACAGCAAAAUUAUUUUCAGAUAAUCAUCAACAUUCCAUAUACACAUAUGUAUCAGCAAAACUCUGUCAAAGAGAAUUUGUAUAUUAUGAAAUAAUCUUACCCUUGCCUUGUGUGAUUAUGGCAUGUGUGCAGUUAUGUGCAGCAGGUUCUUACCUUUCAAAACUUGAGUACGUUACUUGUUCUCGUUCUUUUCGUCAAAAUAUGACCACAAACACCAUGAAAUAUGUACAUAAUCUCAUACUGACAGUAUGUAUUUACAUUUUUUAAUGUGCUGAUAAUGCUGUUUGCAUAUUGUCAUUUGCAGUUUUUACCAUUAAUUGCCCCACAAUCUUAAUUAUCAUGUAAUUAAUUUUUACUGUAUAUUGAAUAUGGUCAAGUCUAAUUGCUAAGAGUAGUUUCAUAUACCUGAAUACAUUAAAUAUAAUAAAUAUUUAUGUAUAUAAAUUAAUAGUUGGAUAUAGAGCUAAGCAUAUGAUAUUAAAAUGUAGGGUAAACAUAUGUGUAUAUAUGUAUGAGAGUCAAUUAUAUUUAAUGCGAAUUACACAAGACAUGCACUGUUUGUUCCACAUGUAGGCAUUAGUAUGUGCAGAUGGUAGUCCAAAUCUGGGGGGAACGUUGGAAAUCAUAAGACACAGAGAGAAGGGAACUUUUUAGUGCUGUUCUGAACUUUCCUUUGCUAAUUGAUUUCCACGUCACUAAAAUGGACUCUUGUAAGGAUGAUAACAGCUGAGAUAGGGACAAAUGAUAGCACUACUCAAGUUGUAUGAACCAUGAGACAGUCUACCCGGCUAAUUUUUAUUGUAAAGUAAACUUAAAUUACAUUCUAAUGCAGACAUAUAUGGAGAAUAGUUUUGGUAAAUAUUCUAAAUUAUUCUGAAGUCUCAUGUUAAUGUGCGUCAUUUUUCCACUGUAGUGGCUGCUAGAUUAUACUUUGAAGACAUGAUUGGCAAGGCAUUUUAAUGUUUCACAAUGCUUCAUAGUCAACAAGUUCAAUAAUGUUGCACUGUCAUACACAGUUAUAUUUUGAACAUUUUAUGCCCUCUUAUCGCUAAAUUUAAGCACUAAUGUGCUGCUGUUUUGGAAAGAUAAUAAUACUUAAUGUUUCAUUUAUCCCACUGGGUUGUUUUUGUUCACAUUUGGCAACACAAAACAUUAUUCUUUGAAGUUCUAAAAGAUAUCUCCUUACUGAAGUGACUUACAGGAGUGGGUGUUUUUAACAUACGAACAUUUCUGUAAAUUAGGCUUCUUCAGUAAAGGUCCUUCUAUAUUUUGUUAAGUAUUACUGCUUAUAAUGAUAAGCUUCUACCAGCUGGAAAGUACAGCUUAGACCAAGGCCAGUAAACUGUUGCCCAGUAGUCAGAAUUCAUGAUGUUCUGGAAUAAUCAGUUAUGUCUUCUAUGAAACUAAUAAAUUACCUGCAAGGAUUACUGUCUUAUGGGCUGUCACGCUGCUUAGUCUGAUAGGUCUUUAGGUGACAGUCUACUAGGCUAUGCAGCUUUGCAUACCAGAGGAUUCAUUUUCAUAGCCGCUAGUAU